GAACGACUCUUGCCUCUCUUCCUCCUUGUGUUUUCUCUUCCAAUUUCAUUGCAUAAAGGGUUCACUGCGGAUCAUCUUGCGCUUUGUAGACUCCCCUCUAUUGCAAAACAUAUCACCAGCUCACCAGGCGGAUCUUGUACAACCAGCUCCCUUGAUCGAGCCAUCAACACAGUUGCGAUGUCUUGGCCAAUCGAUCUCAAUGCAAAGCCGGUGCCGAGGCCGACGCCGCAGCUGCCCGACUCGGUCAUGCAAAUGUUCUCAAUGAAGGGCAAAGUGGUAUGCAUCAGCGGCGCCGGAUCAGGCAUCGGCUUUGCCGUGGCAGAAGCGAUGGCCGAGGCGGGCGCGGACGUCGCGAUCUGGUACAACUCAAACAAGAGCGCAAUCGAGAAGGCGGAGAACGGUCUGGCGAAGAAGUUUGGCGUCAAGGCCAAGGCGUAUCAGUGCGGCGUGACCAAGUUCGAGGACGUGGACCGCACGAUCAAAGAGGUAGAAAAGGACUUUGGUCGCAUUGACGUCUUUAUCGCCAACGCCGGCGUCGGAUUCCCAGGCGGCAUUCUCGAGCGCAGCCUUGAGGACUGGCACAAGAUCAUCGACUGCAACUACAAUGGUGUCUACUACUGCGCCAAGUCGGUUGGCGAGAUCUUCAAGAAGCAAGGCAAGGGCAACUUUAUCAUUACCUCUUCCAUGAGCGGCCACAUCGUCAACGUCCCGCUGGACCAGGGGUGCUACAACUCGACCAAGGCAGCAGUCAGGCACCUGGGCAAGUCGCUCGCGCGCGAGUGGCGCGACUUUGCGCGCGUCAACUCUGUCUCACCGGGGUUCUUCGACACGGACCUAGGUGCGGCGCCGCAGGUGCAGGUACAAGCGUUCAACAGUGCCGUGCUCGGCAGGCAGGGUGACGUCAAGGAGCUCAAGGGCGUCUACUUGUACCUCGCGAGCGACGCGAGCACGUUCACGACCGGCUGCGAUAUCAUUGUCGAUGGCGGCUACACGCUGCCAUGAGCAGCGGAAAAGGGCGCCGUUGGCUUGCAAGGGCGGUUCAAAAGCUGGGAGUUCGAAACUUGACAGGAGGGAGACAUGGGUGGAAACGAGUAGAAUAUUGCGUGUGUUUGAGCUUCCAAUGCAAUCCAUGAAACGGCGGGGCCGAACAAGCCUGCAAACGUGCCAUAUCCCAGGUUC
Molecule: messenger RNA, 1179 nt
Organism: Tilletiaria anomala UBC 951
Lineage: Eukaryota; Fungi; Basidiomycota; Exobasidiomycetes; Georgefischeriales; Tilletiariaceae
Product: NAD(P)-binding protein
Exons: 5
Coding region: 262-1002 (246 amino acids)
Cellular component (GO): intracellular anatomical structure
Molecular function (GO): oxidoreductase activity, acting on NAD(P)H, oxygen as acceptor
Source: RefSeq, a predicted model, not a curated record